AAGUGACGCCUUACGCAUGAAGCGUUAUUCACUAGAUACCAGAAAAUGUUGCGGAUUACCCUUGCCUUAUGAAGUCGUUUGCCUUAAGUUUGCGCCAAUGAAGUGGAGUAUUAGUUUUGGAGGCUUGUUUUGGUUCUGGGGUUUCCGAUCAGUUAAUUAAGUCUGUUGAUAUAGCUUACCGUGUAUUUGUCUGGAAAUGCCUUGCACUUGUGGAAACUGGAGAAGAUGGAUUCGUCCCUUAGCUGUUAUUUUAUACGUUGUUGGUUUGUUGAUAAUUAUCCCUGUUUGUGUAUGGGAAUUGCUUCAGUCUGAGGUUGGAACUCAUACCAAGGCCUGGUUUAUUGCUGCGAUCUUUGUGUUCAUGACAAUUCCGAUUUCACUUUGGGGUAUCCUGCAGCAUUUAGUACAUUAUACUCAGCCAGAACUACAGAAGCCUAUUAUCAGGAUUUUAUGGAUGGUGCCUAUAUACAGUAUAGACAGUUGGAUAGCGCUAAAAUAUCCAAAUAUCGCCAUCUAUGUGGACACGUGUAGAGAAUGCUAUGAGGCUUAUGUUAUCUACAAUUUCAUGAUAUUCCUUUUAAAUUAUCUAAGCAACCGAUAUCCAAAUUUAGUGUUGAUUCUAGAAGCCAAAGAACAACAGAGACAUUUACCUCCUCUCUGCUGCUGUCCACCAUGGACUACAGGAGAGGUUUUAUUGCAUAGGUGUAAACUUGGUGUGUUACAGUACACUGUUGUCAGGCCAUUUACCACCAUAAUUGCCCUGAUUUGUGAGCUGGCUAAAGUAUAUGAUGAAGGAAACUUCAGCUUCAAAAAUGCUUGGACAUAUCUAGUUAUAAUCAACAACAUGUCUCAGUUGUUCGCAAUGUAUUGCCUUGUGUUAUUUUACAAAGCACUCCGGGAAGAACUGACUCCAAUCCGCCCAGUUGGGAAAUUCCUGUGUGUGAAAAUGGUUGUGUUUGUGUCCUUCUGGCAAGCAGUAUUUAUAGCAGUAUUGGUGAAAGUGGGUGUUAUCUCUGAAAAACAUACGUGGGAUUGGAAAACUGUAGAAGCUGUGGCCACUGGUUUGCAGGACUUUGUAAUCUGUGUUGAGAUGUUUUUUGCUGCAAUUGCUCACCACUACAGCUUCUCUUACAAACCCUAUGUACAGGAGGCUGAAGAAGGAUCAUGCUUUGACUCUUUUUUGGCGAUGUGGGAUGUUUCUGACAUUCGAGCAGAUAUAUCUGAACAAGUACGAAAUGUCGGAAGGACGGUUCUUGGCCGCCCAAGAAAAAUGAAUUAUGCUGAUCAUGAAGAGCAUAAUGAGCACACAAGCCUGCUGUCAUCUGCUAGUCAAGACCCUGUAUCUGAUGCUUCUUCUAUGCUGUCAUCACCUUCUGGAAAUUACCAAGGCUUUGGAAAGACCACAGUAACACCUCAUCACACUACAUCCUUAGCCCCUUCCUUAUCAGACGGUGUUAUUAACUCUGUUGGUGCAGAACAGCAUGAGAGACUGCAGCAUUCAGCAUCUGAUAUUUUGGAUAAAAAACAUUUGAUAAAUACUUGAAAAUGCGGGUUAGUGGAGAAAAAGGAUGCUAAUAAUUUCUUUGCUGAGAGUCUCACUAUAUGUUCACCUCAGUUCUUCGUGGGUAUUUGUCAGAGACGUGCAGCAAAAGAUCCUGAAUUUAAGUCAUUAUUUACUACAGGUUUCAGAUUUGUGCCCCAUUCAUGUGAGGGAUUGUGGAAAUGACUGGAAAAAAUGAAUUAAGCUAAGAUUGUAGAAGAUGGUGUUGCUUUCAUCUGUUAACCUUUUAAGCACAAACUUCUUACAAAGUAUGUUACUUUUCUUUUGCAUUUCCGUCAAGUACUUUGUACUGACAAGCAUAGCACAUUCCAAUGAUCCUGUUAAGAAUAAUGAAUCAAAAACAGAAUGUUGAAAUGGUCUUGUACACUCACUGCCAUUUGCUUUACGUGUGCACUCUUACUAAUCUGGUAUAUGACAGUGAGGUAUAAACUGCAUUAACCUUAAAUAUGCAACCUUCUAUAAUAAUGCUGUGGGAAAGCAGUUUAACUGCUUACUAUGUAAUAUAAUUAAUUUGAUGUUGGAACAGAA
Molecule: messenger RNA, 2089 nt
Organism: Protopterus annectens (West African lungfish)
Lineage: Eukaryota; Metazoa; Chordata; Ceratodontiformes; Protopteridae
Gene: TMEM184C
Product: transmembrane protein 184C
Exons: 10
Coding region: 197-1543 (448 amino acids)
Biological process (GO): transport
Molecular function (GO): transporter activity
Source: RefSeq, a predicted model, not a curated record